Molecule: messenger RNA, 639 nt
Organism: Lasiodiplodia theobromae
Lineage: Eukaryota; Fungi; Ascomycota; Dothideomycetes; Botryosphaeriales; Botryosphaeriaceae
Exons: 2
Coding region: 1-639 (212 amino acids)
Source: RefSeq, a predicted model, not a curated record
AUGGAGAAACUCUACGUCGCCGACCUCGGCACGAACGACACAUACGCCGUCAACCUCCGCGUCGGAUUCUUCGGCGGCUGCCUCUCCAUGACCAACACCACCUCCGGCCCCAGCAUCAGCGACGGCAGCGGCGCGACCGCGCACACGCAAUGCGUCACAAACAUGCGCAUCAAAGACAACAACGACCUGGGCGACCAGCUCCUGGACGACUGGCCCAUCACCUCCGCCGCCUCCGCCUCACUCCGCUCCUCCCUCAACCAAACCCUCGGCCUCGCGCGCCACCUGCAGACCGACGUCUUCCCGGCGUCGCCGCCGACCACGCACGUCGUCUUCCUGCUCAUCAGCGGCAUCCUGCUGUUCGCGCUGUCGACGAACCAGUCCAGCAAGCGCGGGUACAAGAUGCUGCUGGUGGCGGGCGUGCUGAUGGGCGCGUUUGCGCUGGCGCUGGGGUACUUGGCGAGUAUGGGGGCGUUGCGGGCGCUGAAUGCGCUGGUGGAUGGCGAUUGGGAGGUUGAGCGGAAGGGGGUGGGGGCCGAGGGCGUGACGGUGCAGAGGGCGGGGAGGCUGUGGUAUAUGCAGUUGGCGCAGCUGGUGCUUGUGUCGGCGUUUUAUGUUUUUAUGGGGAUGAUGUUUGUGUGA